This is a messenger RNA of Paramecium sonneborni, 2307 nucleotides long. The record is from the annotation of a GenBank genome assembly. NCBI's taxonomy places the organism in Eukaryota, Ciliophora, Oligohymenophorea, Peniculida, Parameciidae.
AUUAAAAGUAAUGAAAUUGUUUAGUUUUUUGAAAAGACAAACAAGUAAUGAACAUCAUAUCAUUUAUUCAAAUAAUGAUGAAUAUCAUGGUAUUUGUAUAGUUAAAAUUGUAAAGGUGAGAUGAAAGACAAUAUGAAGCAUGGAAAAGGAACAUAUAAGUUUGCUAAUGGAAACCGUUAUGAAGGGGAAUGGUAAUUUAAUGAAAAACAUGGAACUGGAAAAUAUUUUUACAAUAAUGGAGAAUUAUAUAUAGGAUAAUGGUAACAUAACAAGAAGAAUGGACAUGGAUAACAUUUUGGAGUUUAUGGAGAGAGAUAUGUAGGAUAAUGGAUGAAUAAUUUAAAACAUGGGAGAGGAACAAUCUAUUAUGCUGAAAACUCAAUAUAUUCAGGUAAGAAUUAAAGUAUAAGUUAAGGUGAAUUUUUUGAGAAUAAGAAGAAUAGUCCUGGGUAUUUAUACAAUUCGAAUACGAGAGAGCUGACUUAUUAAUUAUAUGAUAAUGAUAAAUUAAAAGAGUAAAAAGUAGUUGACUAAGUUCCUUGUGAAUUUGAAAAUGUGUUUUCUGCAUUUUUAGUGAAAGAUAAUAAUAUAAUACAUCCUCAACCAUUACCCAAUAAUAAAUCAGAGGAAACACACUAAAUCUAGCAGGAAGCACAUGGAUUCGAAACUUUACAAGCUUUAAACGAAACAGUGACACUUAAAGGGAAAAAGAAAAGUAUUUAAAUCUUAUAUUAUAUUUUAUUUUAAUAGUGUAGGAUUGGAAUAUAGAAGAAGUUUGUAUUUGGUUAGAUUGUUUAGGAUUAUCACAAUAUAAAGAUAAUUUUAUUAGAAAUCAUAUGAUAGGAGAUACUUUACAUGAUUUAACAGAUGUUGAAUUGAAAGAAGAAUUAGGCAUUGAGACAUUAGGACAUAGAAAAAUUAUACUUUAGUAAAUUAAUAUGCAUAAGAAAUAUUAUAUUAAAAAAAUGGCAGGAUAGAUCCAUAUGGCUGAUAGUGAAAAUUCAGCUGAUUAAUCAUCAAAAUAUGAUUAAUUGUAUUCCAUAAUAUAGAAAAUUGAACCUACAGCUGAAAGUCCUGGAAUUUAAGUUUUAAAAUAAAAGAAAUCACGACGUAAACGCUCCUCAGGGUCAGAUGAACAAACUUCACCUUAAUAAUAAGAAGGAUAAUAAGAAACUGGAAAACUCUCACCAAAAUAAGGGAAUUAAGGAUAGAGUUUAAAAUAAGAAUCUAAUUAGGUAGUAAGUAAUUUUAAUAUUAAUAAUGCAACUGGUUCAGAUUCUUCUGAUGUGAGUUCUAGUAGUUCUAAUGAAAAAUUAUAGGAAUCCAAUUAAUCACCAAGCAAGUAACAGAUUAUUUCAGAAAAAAAUCUAUAAUAAAGACAUUAAGAAAAAUUAAUGAGUUUAUUGAAAGAUUUAGGAAUCAAUGAAAAAUUAUUGAUAAAUUAUUAAGAGAUAAAAUAAGGAUCUUAGAUUGGAAAAGGAAGUUAUGGAAUAGUUUUUAAAGGAAAUUGGCUUGGAUAGGAUGUAGCAAUUAAAUCUUAUUGCAAAAAAAAAGAUUAGUAAAAACACAAAUAAUUAAUGGCUGAUUUCUUAAAAGAAGUUUAAGUUAUCUCUAAUUUAAGACAUCCUAAUAUAGUUCUUUAUAUGGGUGUUUGUAUUAAGAGACAUAAUUUCUACUUAAUUACUGAGUAAUUAAAGAUAUAAUUUUUAGAUAUAUGGAAAAUGGAAGUUUAUUUGAUCAUAUUCAUAAAAGGAAAACUAAAAAUUUAAAUUUUAUAUAAAUUAUUGAAGAUAUUACUUUAGGAAUGAAUAACCUUCAUGGAAGAGGAAUAAUGCAUUGUGAUUUAAAAUCUUCAAAUGUUUUGAUUGAUUAAAAUUGGAAUGUUAAAUUAUGUGAUUUUGGAUUAUCAAGAAUUAAGAGUAAAAAAACUAAAAGUAUGAUUGGAACACCACAUUGGAUGGCACCUGAAAUAAUGAGAGGAGAACCUUAUACUGAAAAAUCUGACGUAUAUUCAUUUGGAAUGAUUUUAUGGGAAAUCAUUACUGGUAAAAUACCUUAUGAAAAUCUUUCUAUUACAUAAAUUAUUGGAACUGUUGGAUGGGGACAUACUUAAGUUGAGAUUCCUUAAUUCAGCAAUCCGCCUAUUUUGGCAAUCCUAGCAAAGGAUUGUCUUAAAAGAGAUUCUUCUUAAAGACCUACAUUUGCUAAAAUUUUAGAAAGAAUUUAAGAAAGUCAAAAACAGAAAUGUAAAAAUAAAGAGAAGGCUAAGAAAUUUUUAAUUGAUUUUUUAUCCAAUUGACAUUAAUA